This is a messenger RNA of Vigna angularis (adzuki bean), 2697 nucleotides long. RefSeq lists its product as uncharacterized. The transcript is spliced from 5 exons. Gene Ontology annotation, molecular function: nucleic acid binding. The record is from RefSeq and is a predicted model, not a curated record. Gene Ontology annotation, biological process: DNA integration. Lineage: Eukaryota; Viridiplantae; Streptophyta; Magnoliopsida; Fabales; Fabaceae. The annotation marks the transcript as partial.
AAGCCACGUCUGAUUAGAUGGGUACUACUAUUGCAAGAAUUUGAUGUAGAAAUCCGUGAUAAGAAAGGAAGUGAGAACUUAAUUGCUGAUCAUUUGUCACGGUUAGUCAACAAUGAGGUCACUAGCAAGGAGUCUGAAAUCUGGGAAUCUUUUUCAGAUGAAUCACUCAUGUAUAUUCAGCAGAGGCCUUGGUUUGCUGAUAUGGCGAAUUUCAAAGCUGCAGGAGUCAUGCCGGAAGACUUAACUUGGCAACAAAGAAAAAAAUUUUUGCAUGAUGCCAAGCAGUUUGUUUGGGAUGAUCCGUAUUUGUUCAAAAUUGGAGCAGAUAAUCUUCUAAGGAGAUGUGUUACAAAUGAAGAGAAUUGCGAUAAAUGUCAAAGAGCAGGGACAAUUACUAAACGUCAUGAGAUGCCUUUACAAGGUAUUUUAGAGGUUGAGGUUUUUGAUUGUUGGGGUAUUGAUUUUGUUGGACCUUUCCCUCCAUCUUUCAACAAUGAAUAUAUUCUGGUAGCAGUGGAUUAUGUGAGUAAAUGGGUGGAAGCAUUAGCUUGUCCUAAAAAUGAUGCUAGCACGGUAAUUAAAUUCUUAAAGAGACAAAUAUUCUCACGCUUUGGCACUCCAAGAGUGUUGAUCAGUGAUGGAGGAUCUCAUUUUUGCAAUUAUCAGCUAGAGAAAGUACUCAAACACUAUGGAGUAAAGCAUAAGGUAGCUGCACCUUAUCAUCCACAAACCAAUGGACAAGCUGAGGUGUCUAACAGGGAGAUAAAAAGAAUCCUGGAAAAAACAGUGACUUCAUCAAGAAAGGAUUGGUCUCUCAAAUUGGAUGAUGCCCUUUGGGCUUACAGGACAGCAAUGAAGACGUCUAUGGGAUUAUCACCAUUUCAAUUAGUCUAUGGGAAAGCAUGCCAUUUUCCAGUAGAAUUGGAGCAUAGAGCAUUAUGGGCUUUGAAAUUCUUGAAUUUUGAUCCUUAUGAAACUCAAUGCACACGCAGACGGCAGAUUUUGGAGCUUGAAGAAAUGCGAUUACAUGCAUAUGAUUCAUCCAAGGCUUACAAAGACAAAAUUAAAUUUUAUCAUGACAGGAAGCUGAUUAAAAAAACCUCAAAUAUUGAUGGAUAUUCUGGAUAUAAUCAAAUUGUGGUAGAUUCAAAAGACCAGGAGAAGACGGCUUUUACUUGUCCUUUUGGUAUCUUUGCAUAUAGAAAGAUGCCUUUUGGAUUAUGUAAUGCUCCAGCUACGUUUCAGAGGUGUAUGCAGGCAAUCUUUGCGGAUCUGUUAGAAAAAUGCAUUGAAGUAUUCAUGGAUGAUUUCUCAGUUUUUGGAAAUUCUUUCCAAAGAUGUUUAGCUAAUUUGAACACUGUCCUCAAAAGAUGUGUUCAGACAAAUCUGGUUUUGAAUUGGGAAAAAUGUCAUUUCAUGGUAACUGAAGGAAUUGUAUUGGGGCAUAAAAUCUCUGCUAAAGGAAUUGAGGUAGACAAAGCUAAAGUAGAAGUUAUUGAGAAACUACCUCCACCAAUAAAUGUAAAGGGGAUUAGAAGUUUUCUUGGUCAUGCUGGGUUUUAUAGAAGAUUUAUCAAAGAUUUCUCAAAAAUUGCUAAACCAUUGAGUAAUCUUUUGAUGAAGGAUGCUCCUUUUGUGAUGAAUGAAGACUGCCUGAAAGCUUUUGAUAUAUUGAAGGAGAAGCUAGUGUCAGCUCCAGUAAUUGUAGCACCAGAUUGGAAUCAAAAUUUUGAAUUAAUGUGUGAUGCAAGUGAUUAUGCAAUAGGAGUUGUCCUUGGCCAAAGGAAAGAACGAAAGUUUCAUCCAAUUUAUUAUGCUAAUGGAUAUUCUGGAUACAAUCAAAUUGUGGUAGAUCCAAAAGAUCAAGAGAAGACGGCUUUUACUUGUCCUUUUGGUAUCUUUGCCUAUAGAAAGAUGCCAUUCGGAUUAUGUAAUGCUCCAGCUACAUUUCAAGGGUGUAUGCAGGCAAUUUUUGCAGAUCUCCUAGAAAAGUGCAUUGAAGUCUUCAUGGAUGAUUUUUCAGUCUUUGGAAAUUCUUUCCAACGGUGUUUGACUAAUUUGGAUAUUGUUCUUAAAAGAUGUGUUCAGACAAAUCUUGUGCUUAAUUGGGAGAAAUGUCAUUUUAUGGUAACCGAAGGAAUUGUGCUGGGACAUAAAAUUUCUGCUAAAGGGAUUGAGGUAGAUAAAGCUAAAGUAGAAGUCAUUGAGAAACUGCCUCCACCAACAAAUGUAAAGGGGAUCAGGAGUUUUCUAGGUCAUGCUGGAUUUUAUAGAAGAUUCAUCAAAGAUUUCUCAAAAAUUGCUAAACCAUUGAGUAAUCUUCUUAUGAAGGAUGCCCCUUUUGUGAUAAAUGAAGAAUGUUUGAAAGCUUUUGAGACAUUGAAGAGCAAAUUAGUGUUAGCUCCAGUAAUUAUAGCUCUAGAUUGGAAUAAAAAUUUUGAGCUAAUGUGUGAUGCAAGUGAUUAUGCAAUAGGAGUCGUUCUUGGUCAGCGAAAAGAGCGGAUUUUUCAUCCAAUUUAUUAUGCCAGCAAAGUUCUGAAUGAUGCUCAGUUGAAUUAUGCUACUACGGAGAAAGAAUUCUUAGCUAUAGUAUAUGCUCUAGAGAAAUUUAGACCUUAUCUUAUUGGGUCUAAGGUGAUUAUUUAUACAGAUCAUGCAGCUAUCAAAUAUUUGUUGACAAAGCCAGAUUCUAAGCCC